Daphnia carinata is the source of this 4124-nucleotide messenger RNA. Its product is annotated as glutamate receptor ionotropic, kainate 2-like. The record is from RefSeq and is a predicted model, not a curated record. Bases 625 to 3642 code for a protein of 1005 amino acids. Gene Ontology annotation, molecular function: glutamate-gated receptor activity. Gene Ontology annotation, biological process: monoatomic ion transport. The transcript has 19 exons. Gene Ontology annotation, cellular component: plasma membrane; postsynaptic membrane. NCBI's taxonomy places the organism in Eukaryota, Metazoa, Arthropoda, Branchiopoda, Diplostraca, Daphniidae.
UAGGAAUCGUAGCCAUCGGAAGCCAGUCGCUUACGGGCUGCCUUGCCGUUAGGAGCAGUGCUGUACAAACUCCCGAUCUUUUUUCUUUUUUUUUAAAGGGGAGUAGUAACUCUUAACAUUUACCUUCGACAUUCCAAAUGUGUUGAUCUGCAAGGUAGUCCCUCUUCUUUCCUCCCCCAUCAAAUUAGGUCAAAAUUGGACUGUACAUAUUUAUCCCUUUGCGCAAAAAAGUUGAACAAGUUUGCAGUGUGAAUUGCACAGACAGCGGCCGUUUCAUCUGGCUUCACUGAACUCUUAAAAAAAAAAAGAAGACAAUUGAUGUUCCUGCUCAUUGUCAUUCAUCGAUUUGCUGACAGCCAUUUAAAAGAAAAAUAGUUUGCCUACUAUUUGAUCUCCAAUUUGCUGGAUUUUCACGUCCGUGUGCGUGGGGGGAGGCGCUAUUGUUCGGGACGUUCAGGAAGCCGGUCGUUGACGACCUUUUUUUCUUUUUAAAAAAGAAAAAUCUUUGUGCCAACAGGACAAGUUUUUAUCGCACUGUGUAAGAACACGGCGAUCAAAACGAGCCAGGUAAAAAAACGACCGGAGUGCGAGGCCAGGACGAGCGAGCUCGAUGCAUUGAGCGCCAUGGCCGCGGCAGCAGUGAGGAAGCGAGAAAAGUGGAAAUGGCUCCUUCCGUCGACGUCGUCCGCUCAAACGACAACUAGCGGAACUCUAAAAGAAACCUUCCGGGCAGGUGAUAUCCGCUUGUCGCCCUAUUCGUCGUUCUCCGUUCGGCCGCCGAGAUGGAACAGCCGCUUGUUCACCUGCCUCUUAGCCCUCGCCUUCGUCGUCCAGUGCGUCUCAGCGCUUCCGCCCGUCAUUCGAAUAGGUGGUAUCUUCAGAGAGGACCAGAAGGACGGCAGCGCCGAGUUGGCCUUCAAGUACGCCGUCUACCGGCUGAAUCGCGAACGCACCAUUUUGCCCAACACGACGCUCGUGUACGACAUUCAGUACGUGCCGAGGGACGACAGCUUUCGCACGUCCAAGAAAGCCUGCAAGCAGAUCGACUUUGGAGUGCAGGCCAUUUUCGGGCCGUCGGAUCCGCUGCUCGGACCGCACGUCCAGUCCAUCUGCGACGCGCUCGAUAUUCCGCACCUGGAGACGCGACUGGAUUUGGAGUCGCGGACGGGCGCCCGUAACGAGCUUUCCAUCAAUUUGCAUCCAUCGCAAGAGGUCCUCAACGCCGCUUACAAGGACCUGAUGCGCUUCCUCAACUGGACCAAAGUGGCCAUCAUCUACGAAGAUGAAGGAGGUUUGGUACGACUGCAGGAUUUGGUACGAUCGCCGCCCACCAGCAAAAUGGAGGUGUACAUCCGCCAAGGAACGGUGAGCACUUACCGCCAAGUGCUGCGCGAGAUCAAGCAACGAGACAUCAACAACAUCAUCGUCGAUACGCGGACGGAGCACGUCCACACCUUCUUCAGAGCCGUUCUGCAACUACAAAUGAACGACUAUCAGUAUCACUACCUCUUCGCUUCGCCGGAUUUGGAAACGUUUGACUUGGAAGAUUUCAAGUACAACUUUGUCAACAUUUCGGCGUUCCGCAUCGUCGACGCUGACAGUAACUUUACGCGGCUUCUUCUGAGAGAUAUGGAGAAGUUCCAGCCGAUCGGCCAAAGCAUUCUCAAUAAAUCGAACAUCAUCCAGGCAGAGCCAGCUCUAGUCUACGACAGCGUUAUGGCGUUGGCUCACGGUCUGGCCGCCCUGGAUCGGGGCACAGCACUGAGGCUGGCCAACCUCUCGUGCGAUAUCGAGCAGCCGUGGAAUGACGGAUCGUCGCUCUUCAAUUACAUCAACACGGUGGAAUUUGUCGGACUGACGGGACCCGUCCGAUUCAAGGAAGGGCGACGCUCCAAUAUCACGCUGGACUUGCUCAAGCUGAAGCGGGAGAAUCUGACGAAAGUUGGCGAGUGGAACGGUCAGAUGGGACUCAACAUUACCGAUCCGGUGGCCUUUUACGAAGGCAGUACGCCCAACAUCACUCUUAUCGUCAUGACCAACGAGGAAAUGCCGUACGUGAUGGUUCGAUCGGAACGUAAUCUGACCGGCAACGACCGCUACGAGGGAUUCUGCAUCGACCUACUCAAAGCCAUUGCUGGAAUGGUCGGUUUCAAUUACGUCAUUGAGCUGGUACCCGACAAGAAAUACGGAGCGUUAGAUCCCGACACGGGUGAAUGGAACGGCAUCGUCCGCCAGAUUCUCGAAAAGAAAGCUGAUCUGGCCGUCGGAUCGAUGACGAUCAACUACGCCCGUGAAAUGGUCAUCGAUUUUACGAAGCCUUUUAUGAACCUCGGCAUUAGCAUCUUGUUCAAGGUUCCGACGCCGACUCCGACGCGGUUGUUCUCUUUUAUGAAUCCACUGGCCGUGGAGAUUUGGCUCUUCUUGUUGCUGGCCUACGUCCUAGUCUCGCUCUCCAUGUGGGUGGUGGCCCGCUUCACGCCUUACGAAUGGCACGACAAUGUGAACGGGAGCGGAGUGGGCAGCCGGUGUCACCACUGCCACCACUACCUGUCCGGCAGCAUUGGCGGUAUCGACCGGAUUCUGCAACAGCCGCACAAUACAGACGCAUUGUUCGAUAGCGAGCAUGCCACCCUGGCCAGCAGCAACGACUUCUCGCUGGCCAACAGUUUCUGGUUCACCAUCGGCACUCUCAUGCAACAAGGAUCAGAUCUCAAUCCCAAGGCGGCAUCAACGAGGAUCGUCGGCGGCAUUUGGUGGUUCUUCACGCUGAUCAUUAUCUCGUCGUACACGGCCAAUCUGGCGGCCUUCCUCACCGUAGAACGAAUGAUUGCGCCUAUCGACUCGGUCGAGGACUUGGCCGACCAGAGCGAAAUUUCUUACGGCACGCUCGACGCAGGAUCCACCAUGACUUUCUUUCGAGAUUCUCGGAUCGAGACAUACCAGAAAAUGUGGCGUUACAUGGAGAGCAAGAAGCCGUCCGUCUUCGUUUCGACGUACGAGGAAGGCACGAAGCGCGUAAUGGAAGGCAAUUUUGCCUUUCUGAUGGAGUCGACUACCCUCGACUACGUCGUCCAGCGCAAUUGCAACUUGACCCAAAUCGGGGGUCUCCUCGACUCCAAAGGCUACGGCAUUGGAACACCGAAAGGGUCGCCUUGGCGGGAUCGAAUUUCGUUGGCCAUUUUGGAACUGCAAGAGAAAGGCUCCAUUCACCUACUAUACAACAAGUGGUGGAAGGACACGGGCGACGUCUGCAACCGAGACGAUAAGAAUAAAGAGUCGAAAGCCAGUGCCUUGGGCGUUGAAAAUAUCGGCGGCGUAUUUGUUGUCCUGCUGUGCGGGCUGGCCAUGGCUAUCGUUGUAGCCAUACUGGAGUUUUGCUGGAACUCGAAACGCAACGCCCAGCAAGAGAAGCAAUCGCUCUGUUCAGAGAUGGGCGAGGAACUUCGCUUCGCGUUGCGUUGCCAAGGAUCCCGCCAGCGGCCUACAUUGAGACGCAGUUGUCUUCGAUGCACGCCCCCGAGUCACACUUAUGUUCCGACCAAUCACGACGUCCCAUCUCUUCACGGGCAGGAAAACGGUAUCAUGCCAAUGAUCGAAUUGCGCAAAGCAUCAAUCGUACAGAGCUACGACCUGGACAACUAAAAUAGUAGAAAAAAUAAUGAAAUAACCUGCAAGAAGAGGACCUCUUCGUUGGACAACAACGAAAUGUAUGCGAAGCAACAUUGUCAACAAGUAAAAAUGAAAGAAAAUAUGAAAUUGAAAAACAACUCGUUCCAGAAGAAGAGAUGAUGGUCCGGGCCAUUGGAAUACAGGGCGGAGUAACGGUGUGCGAAACAUGAUGGGAGAAGUUAAAAGAAAAAAAAAUGCAGAAAAAAAAAAGAAAAAAAAAUGUGAUGGAUAAGAAAGAGAAAGUUUCUUUUGUUUAUCAUUUAUAUUUAAACUUGCUAUGUACAUUUUUAUUAAAAUUCCUUGCAUCUUCUUCGGCUCUCUAUCCAUUUUCCUCGUUCAUCUUGUUCCCCCAGCAAUCCUCUACGCCAUGGUGAUCCAGCGAAGCUCAAGGGCCUCCUUUUGAUGACGAAAGAAAAGAAACAAGGAAAAAAAAAAUAAUAAAAAAAAAAAAAGAA